AUGGUGCGUAUUUCAACUCUGCUCACCCUUGUGGGCUUUCUUCCUCUCAGUGCUGUAUUUGCGUUUCCGCAAUAUGCGUCGUCAACAAGCACCGCGUUGCCUACUGCGACAGCUGUCGUCCCCGGGCUGAACUACCUAGCCAGAAAUUCCGGGAAGCUCUAUUUUGGGACGGCCACUGACAACCCUGAGCUUAAUGACACGACGUACACGUCUAUCAUGGAUAAUUAUCUGCACUUCGGGCAGCUCACACCGGCAAACAGCAUGAAAUGGUACGCAACGGAGCCCGAGCCUGGAGUGUUCACUUUCGAGGCAGGUGAUGUCAUCGCAAAUCUCGCGCGUUCAUACGGCAUGUACCUGAGAGGCCACAAUUGUGUAUGGUAUGAGGAGCUCCCAGACUGGGUGACGGCCAACAACUAUACCGCACCGGAGCUUGCGGAGAUCGUCGCAAAUCACACUGGAACAGUAGUAGGGCACUAUGCUGGUCAGGCAGAUGCUUGGGAUGUUAUCAAUGGUAUUACCACAACCCGAAACAUGAUUAUCUUUUCUUAUCGGUAUUUCAUGAUUUUCGUAGAGCCUCUCAAUGACAACGGCACCUUCCGCGAGGACGUUUUUUACGAUACUCUGGGAGAAAGCUACAUUUCUAUCGCCCUUCGAGCCGCUCGCGCUGCAGACCCCCACGCAAAACUUUAUAUCAACGACUACAACACAGAAUACGUCGGCGUGAAGUCUACCGCGUUGCAAAACCUAGUGAAGCAGCUGCAGGCUGACGGCGUGCCAAUCGAUGGCGUUGGCUUCGAGAGCCAUUUCAUUGUCGGAGAAGUACCAACAACGAUCGUCGAAAAUAUGCAGGCGUUUGCCGCGCUAGGACUGGAGUUCGCGAUUACGGAGCUCGACAUCCGCAUGGAACUCCCGGCGACUGUUGAACUGUAUGAGCAGCAGAAGACGGACUACUAUACUGUCGUGUCGGCGUGUAUGCAGGUUGAGCAAUGUGUCGGCGUCACUGUCUGGGACUGGACUGACAAGUACUCUUGGAUCCCGUCAUCUUUCCCCGGCUACGGAGAUGCUUGUCCGUGGGAUGCGAACUUCGUCAGGAAGCCGGCAUUUGAUGGCAUUGCUAUUGCAUUCGAGAACCAAAGUGAUUCUUGAAGCAUAAAGUGGCAUACAAAUGAGUCGAAUGUGGAACAUACCGAUUGUAAGCGGGGCAUGUUAUGUGAUGAUUCCGGAACGCAUAGACCUGCACUCGUCUGCAGUUUAGGCCGCCAGUACGUAGCUAUUUUGAUAACAACCCAGAUUAUCCGUCUCGUUGGCAUUCAUUCUCGUCAUAUCUGUACACUAGCGGAUAAUACAUACAGGACUACAAGCUGUAAAA
Molecule: messenger RNA, 1369 nt
Organism: Postia placenta MAD-698-R-SB12
Lineage: Eukaryota; Fungi; Basidiomycota; Agaricomycetes; Polyporales; Adustoporiaceae
Product: glycoside hydrolase family 10 protein
Exons: 7
Coding region: 1-1146 (381 amino acids)
Biological process (GO): carbohydrate metabolic process
Molecular function (GO): hydrolase activity, hydrolyzing O-glycosyl compounds
Source: RefSeq, a predicted model, not a curated record